AUGUCUGAUCAGUCGAGCAACAGCGGACCUCGUCAGUCCAAGCUUGAUAGUGAAUUUGACCCUCGAAACGAAAACCGCGGAGGCACAGAUAACCAAAAUGGUCCAGACGUCCAUUUAGGAUAUGUACCCAAGUAUGGCAAAGGAGGUCUCUACAAGCACGGAAUUACCGACAGACUGGACCCCAAAGUAUAUUCAGACCAGGAUCAUAGUCAUCGCGAGAAAGUUGCUGCCAGCACCCCCUUCAUGCCCCAGGCUGGAAAACCCGCAGGAACUCACAAAAAUAUGGCGGAUAAUCCCGACCAGAGUUUUGAAGUAUAUCCGAAUAAUUCUCGCCACGAGAACGUCGCUGCGAGCACCCCUUUUAUGCCCCAGGCCGGAAAGCCCACUGGCAAUUGA
Molecule: messenger RNA, 396 nt
Organism: Penicillium verhagenii
Lineage: Eukaryota; Fungi; Ascomycota; Eurotiomycetes; Eurotiales; Aspergillaceae
Exons: 2
Coding region: 1-396 (131 amino acids)
Source: RefSeq, a predicted model, not a curated record